Zootermopsis nevadensis is the source of this 4175-nucleotide messenger RNA. RefSeq lists its product as uncharacterized. NCBI's taxonomy places the organism in Eukaryota, Metazoa, Arthropoda, Insecta, Blattodea, Termopsidae. Gene Ontology annotation, biological process: DNA repair; DNA damage checkpoint signaling. The record is from RefSeq and is a predicted model, not a curated record.
AGUCAUGUAUAUGAAAUGCUUAUGUGCUCGAGCUGUUACUUAUGGCGGUGGGAAUUUCGAUCUUUAGGGACGCGUACUUUAUUUGCAGUUCAUAGUUUAAAAACGUAAAGUUAGAUUGGUCUUACUUUUGGCAUAGAAUAUGUGCUAUUAUUUCUUAUGUUACGGUAUUGAGGGUUCCAAAAACUAAUUUACAGAAUUUCGUAUUUGCUACAGAAGUCCCAUGGAAAUGUGCUUAUGAUACUCAUCAGUUUGAUCUUGCAAUCAAGAAAUUAAAGACUGUACUGAACUAAUGUGAAAAAUUUUCUGUAAAUCCCAGCAUGAAAGGAAAUUGUACGAUAUGUUCAGGAAGAAUGACAUUUAUAAGAUUGGGUCUCAUAAAGGCUCGUUGCAAGAUAGAGGCCGUGAAGGUUCAUUUCCUCCAUCCAAAAAAGCAAGACUGGGUGACAACUAUACAGCACAGCAAGCUAGAGUUGAGGAUGAUGUCUGGGGCGAGGACCUGGAUGCCAAUACAGUUGAGGAAUGUUUUAUCCUGGCUUCACAGGCAUUAUCUCAGACAUGCAUCCCAGAAAUAUCCACAAGCAAAGAGCAGCCACAAGCACAGGAAUGUCACCGAGUCCAGCCAACAGUGGAGCAGUUCCAAAAAUCUGCAGUGCAGCUGUGCAAACAAAAGCAAACUGCAACCUUUACCAAAAAUGUUACAUCUUCAAGAUGGUCAGAGACAUUCCCAAGAAAGAUUCCAUCUGUAUCAAAACAUGUCGAGAUUUUGCCAACAAGCAUUCCAUCAUCUACAGGACAGGCGAUGAUAGCACAAAGAAAUACUGCUACAUUAAACUAUAGAACAUUGGCAGGAAAUGCUACAACCUCAUCUUCUUCAGUCAGUUCAAUAAAGAACAUAAAUACAGUCAAUGAUCGUGAUGAAAAGGACUUACUCAUUCGUGAGUUACAGCAGCUCAAACUGGCCUAUCAGAAGCUGCAAGACCAUGCUCUCACAAAGGAGGGAGAGGUGUCAAUUCUACGCACGCAGCUAAAUUGCAAGAACGCAGAGGUUGAAACAGAGCGGCUAACAAAGGCACGGGAGAUAGAGUCCCAGGCACAGGAGAACAGGGACAGGAUGAAGGACCUGCAGAAGCAACUAGAGCAGAUGAAAACACAACUGGAGUUCAAGACUCUUGAGGUUGGUAAUGCGGAGGAGAGAUGUCGUCUGUUGGAGUCACAGACCAAAGUGAAGCUAGUGGAGCCACAGCUUUCUCAAACCCCACAAAAAUUCCCCAAAAAACUGCCAGUGAAGGGAAAUUCCUCCCUGCAGAUAGGGACUGCAGUGGCUUCCUUGAAACCUGUCAGAUUUGAGAUCCAUGUUCCUGAAGGCCCCAUGCUGUCUCGGUUGGUGACACCAGCUCUCUUUGAGAAGCCAGUGCGUGGCACAGAAAAAAAUUCCUGUUUAGGUAUCAGGCAACUACCACUGUCAUCUGGUGAAUAUGGCGAGAACCUGACACCACGAGGGUCCACAGUUAAUGUGACUCAUACCUCAAUCAGCAAGCUGGUACUCAUGGACUCUUUGGCUGGAAACAGUGCACAGCGACUCAUACAAAAGGUGGUGUGGCAGUGUUACUUGAUGCUGGUUAAACAGCGAGAUCUUUUGGAGCUUCACAAACCUCCAGAGAACAAAGAUAAACUUAAGGAGCAAGACUUGAAGGUAUCGGCAGCUGCAGGAACAUUGUGUGGGGGCAAACUUAGCAUCAUGACGGCCAGACCAUGGUUCAAGAAUGAGCAAGGGGUGGAGACCCGCAGAGCUCUGGGGCUGAUGGGAGCACUGGCAUUGGUGUCUGAGUAUGCUGCUGAGUACAUGUCAGGUAUGAUCCGGUGUAAGAAGUUUGUCACUAAAAAAAAGCUUAUAAAGAAAGGGCAUUCUGAAGCUAAACCUGUUCACAGAAAAUGGCUUGAACCUUGUAAGACAGUGCAUCCAUCUAAACUGAAAAAAGCACCAAUAUCAAAUAAAGUGAGGGAGAUCAUCGAGCAAAGAAUACUCACAAACCAAGCGAUCAGCCGAGCCAGAGCAAGUAUCCGAGCUGCAAAAUGUGAGAAGGUGAGGAUAGAAGCAGAGCAAGAAACAGAACUUGAGCAGAAGACCACUUUGUAUGAGCCUGUUAUUGCAAGGACUUCUAAAGGUUCGCGCAGACCUCCGAAUCCCUUAGUGGUUUACAAGAAAUAUCUUGAAAGGUGCAAAGCUGCUUCAGAGGCCAGACUCAGAUGGGUUGGUCAGGAAUCUCCAUCACAGAAUCUGAUUUCUGUGCAGAAUUCUCUGGUUACAAAACCUGGACCAAGCUGGAUAUCAAAGCAGUAUAUGCCAAGUACAUCUGCUGUGUCUGGACACAACCUGAACUGUGAUCAGAAUACAGCUACAAGGAAAGUUCCAGCAAGAAAAUUUACACUUGAUGGACCUUUCCCAGACCCAAGCAAUGAAUUGGUUUCAAUUACACAAUCAAAAAGUGCUUUGAGAAUGAAGGUUGAGUUAAAAGAAAUGAAAAAGUUUUCAAACAAAGAGCAAGAAUCAGAUGGAAGUGAAGAAUUUUUUUCUAUUGAUCAACCAGGAACUACCAAGGAUGGUGAUAAUAUGUUUAAGAAACCUUUACCAGUAAAGCUUAAAGCUUCAAAACACAAGAUAGUCGCAAAGGAAGCUGGGAGAAGGAAAGAUAAUAUAAGGAACAGGAGAUAUUGGGCUGCUGAUAAAAUAAAUGCAAUAAAAAGUAAAUUCCCUGUUGUGAUGGAUCUUAUGGUGAAUCAGAAGAUGAAGGUUGCCAGGAUUACGAAGCUUUCUUCGGAGAAGGCAUGUUCACAAAGUACGAGGAAGGGGCAGACAGCAAGGGCAAUAGACUUGUUUGAGACGCUGCAUGACAUUGUUCUACUUAUAUGUGAUAAGAGAUUGUCGGUGAAAUUCAGUGGCGUUUUGCUUGGAGUGACGCGUCUUUUAAGGGCCAUCUCAUGCAGAGUUGAGUUCAAGGAAGACAGGUGUCCAGUUUUGGCGAGGAUAGUGCGAGAGAUGAUAUUAUGCCGCCCAUCUGUGGAUGUGCUGAUGGAACUUACUGAUCUCCUGUUCUCGCUCGGCGAGUACCGAAGCAUAAUGGAGACACUGUGUCGUGGCACUGGUCCAUCCCCCUAUCUUGGUGGUACAAUUGGAGUAGUGUAUUUUGUUAAAGGGAAACCACAGUAUGAUCUCGGUUCUAAUGAAGAAGUUGAAUAUUUUGGCAAAGACUCGUGCAUGAUAGCCCUGCUGUGUUGGAUCCUGCUUGUCCAGCGUGCCGGUAUCAAGCAAUAUGUGGUGUUGGCAAGCAAUGUCAUCAAGUGGCUGGUGUGUGUUUCCAGACAGCAGGAGGAGGGACCCUACUGGAUUGGCUCCAGCGACCCCGAGACAGAGGUGCGUGACUGCCAGUGUAGAGCACGUAUCAUAGAGGCUACCAUCAUGCUCCUUCAUCUCUGCUACUCACAUAUUAGGAACAAUAACUUUCAGGAUGAUAGGUUGUUCCGUGACAUCAGGCAUGUGCUGGGCAGGGGACUUAUCUUCCUACAUCGACUGGUGCACCAAGACGCAGAUGUCGGAUUACUCAUGGCUAAUGCAGAGGGGGAAUACCAGGUCCUUAUUCAUGGUCUUAUUGACAACCUCAAGUUCAUGGACUUCGGUGAGCAAGAAGAAGAAGCAUUGAAGGUACUAAAGGAUCUUGAAGACCAGCAGGAUGCACACAGCCCCACUUUGAAAUUCACUAAGCCAGCCGCAGUGAUGGAUGAUAUAUUCAAGGCCAUCAAGUCUUUCUGUGGACCUUCCUACAAAUAGGAGGGCCUCAUGCUGUCAACUUUGUCAUUAAUGUGAAGUUGGAAUGGAAGGCCCAUGUAUUUGUGGUCUUGUGUGCUGUAAACAUUGAUAUGAGGGCCACCUGCUGAAAACUUUCCUAGAAGGGCCAUUACUGAAAGCUGUAUCAGUUGUGUGAGGACACUUGAUUGAUGAACAUAUAUUAUAUUAUUUAUAAUUAAGAGUGAUUGUAUAACUAGGGGUCAGAAAAUGGUAACUUAAUUUACCAGAUGUGUAGAUAUUAUGCUUGUAAAGUUUCUGAAUGUAUCACUACAAAUUACAAAAUGUGUAUUUAACAUAUGCUGGUAUAUAUAUAAUAGCUUUCUACUCACCA